Messenger RNA from Zalophus californianus (California sea lion), 1990 nucleotides. RefSeq names its product reticulocalbin 3 (gene RCN3). Lineage: Eukaryota; Metazoa; Chordata; Mammalia; Carnivora; Otariidae. Gene Ontology annotation, cellular component: endoplasmic reticulum. Bases 123 to 1109 code for a protein of 328 amino acids. Gene Ontology annotation, molecular function: calcium ion binding. The transcript has 7 exons. The record is from RefSeq and is a predicted model, not a curated record.
GCCUUAUGAGCGCUCAUUGGUUGGAGGGCGGGGCCUGGCUGGAGAGCCGCCAAAUUGGGCAUCUUUCGGUGAACGCAGAGCCGACUGUGUAGAGCGAAGUGAAGCUGGCGAAACUGGGACUGAUGAUGUGGCGACCGUCACUUCUGCUGCUGAUGUUGCUGCUCAGGCGCGGGGCCCAGGGCAAGCCAUCCCCUGACGCAGGCCCUCAUGGCCAGGGGAGGGUGCACCAGGCGGCGCCCCUGAGCGAGGCCCCUCAUGAUGACGCCCACGGGAACUUCCAAUACGACCAUGAGGCUUUCCUGGGACGGGAAGUGGCCAAGGAAUUCGACCAGCUCAGCCCAGAGGAAAGCCGAGCGCGUCUGGGGCGCAUCGUGGACCGCAUGGACCGUGCAGGGGAUGGGGACGGCUGGGUGUCGCUGGCCGAGCUCCGUGCUUGGAUCGCGCACACGCAGCAGCGGCACAUACGGGACUCGGUGAGCGCGGCCUGGAACACGUACGACACGGACCGCGACGGGCGUGUGGGUUGGGAGGAGCUGCGCAACGCCACCUAUGGCCACUACGCGCCGGGUGAAGAAUUUCACGAUGUGGAGGACGCCGAGACCUACAAGAAGAUGCUGGCUCGGGAUGAGCGGCGUUUCCGGGUGGCGGACCAGGAUGGGGACUCGAUGGCCACUCGGGAGGAGCUGACAGCCUUCUUGCACCCCGAAGAGUUCCCUCACAUGCGGGACAUCGUGAUUGCCGAAACCCUGGAGGAUCUGGACAAGAACAAAGAUGGCUAUGUCCAAGUGGAUGAGUACAUCGCGGAUCUGUACUCUGCCGAGCCCGGGGAGGAGGAGCCGGCCUGGGUGCAGACGGAGCGGGAGCAGUUCCGGGACUUCCGCGAUCUGAACAAGGACGGGCGGCUGGACGGCAGUGAGGUGGGCCACUGGGUGCUGCCCCCCGCCCAGGACCAGCCGCUGGUGGAAGCCAACCACCUGCUCCACGAGAGCGACACGGACAAGGAUGGGCGUUUGAGCAAGGCCGAGAUCCUGAGUAACUGGAACAUGUUCGUGGGUAGCCAGGCCACCAACUACGGCGAGGACCUGACCCGUCACCACGACGAACUCUGAGCCCCCCGUGUGCCCACUACAGCCUGUCGCCCCAGGGGAUGACCCGAGGAGGGCCGCCCCCAUGGUCAGGCCCCUCUCCCCAUCUGGACCUGCAGGGUGUGGACGCCCGCACCCCGUGUCCCUCUGACCCUGAGCUCUCAGGGACCCACCAGGUCAACUUCUCCAAGACACUGCAGUCCCUUCCAGCCCUUCCCACCCUGGCCCCGGGGGGUCUCACAGACCCAAAGGGUAUGUGAACAAUCCAUUUCUCACUGGCAGAAUCGUCCAGCCCAGACCAGGGCCCCCCAUACCAAGCUCGCCUCCACGAGCCUCCACUGACCACCCCAGUGCCCAACCUGAGCCGCACACCACACAGCAGAGAAAUACCCCGCCACCAGCCCCUGACUCGCCCGCCCGCGGGCACUGCCCCCAGAAUGCCUCAUCUCUGCCAGGGUGGCAGUAAAUUUCAGUGCUGGGGCCUUGCCUAUGUGUCUCUUAGGGGGUGACAGGGGCCUGGGGGAGGAAUUGGGGGCUGUGGCUGGGCUUGGAUCAGGCAUUUGGAGAAGGGGCUCUCUCUGGGUGUUGGCAGGCUUUGAGGGCAUUCCUGGAGGCAGAAAAUAAAACUAGCAGCCUGGACCCAGCCGUGAACAAGCCAGAGAGAAGGCUCUGUCUGCCGUCUGGAUAGCAAAGGAUGGCAAUGCUCUGCUGAGUGGCCGGGAGGGGCCGCACUGGUGAACAGAGGAGGAAGUCAGCCCUGGGGAGCCCUGGUGGGAGAGCCAGCAGGGGGGCGGAAAGAGAAGGGGCCCUGAACCCAGAGUGUGUCCCGGGGGUGUGUGUGUGUGUGUGUGUGUGUGUGUGUGUGUGUGUGUGUGUGUGUGUGUGUGUGUGUGUGUGUGUGUGUG